AUGUUGCUGGUCCGUGAGGCUUACUUGUCAGCCCCCGUUGCCACUCCGGGACUGGCGGCUAUCGGUGAGCAGCGGGAAGGCUGGUCCGCACUAAGGAACUGUUUUUUCUCGAAAACAUGUCUCGCCAUGCUCCUGCAGAUCUGGAAGUCUGUCUUGGAUAGAUUGGCUGCAGAGUUGCACAAACAGGAUAACCAACGGGCCAAACAAAGAGAACUGGAGCUGAAGCAGAAGCUUCGACAGGACCUGGACAGACAGAUGGCGGACGAAAAGCUAAAGCAGGAGCGUGCAAAGGCUGAGGAAGAGCGUUACCUUCAGAUUCAGGAAGAGCACUCCAAGAUUCGGGCGAUGGAGCUCGAGGCCCGGGCUUCAGCACGGCUCCGGAAGAUCGAAGCGACGCAGAAGGACAGGGAUGGCCAACUGGCCCUGAUCAGAUCCCAGAGGGAGGAGGAGAAGCAGCGACAGCAGGCUGAAAGGCAAGAGCUCAUGGAUUGUUUGAGUCGUGACAUGAUGCGUGACCGACAAGAUGCCGAGGACCGUCUCAAAGCUCGCCGAGAUCAAGUCCACAAGGCCUUUGCAGAGACGGCGGAAGCAUCAAAGCUGCGCAAGGCGAAGGCCGACCAGCUGGCGCUCCACGAGCAGCAGCAAGUCGAGGCCUAUGAAAGGCUGAGAGCUGAACGCGAAGAGAAGCGCAGAGAAGCAGCAGAAAAGGAGGCUGCGCAGAGAAAAGAGAUUGAGAAGAAUGCUGGUGUUCGGGCCAUGGCCAUGCAGAAAAUGGCAGACGACACCGAGUUGAAAGCUGCAGCAGAACGAGCGGCAAAGGAGCUUGCAGCCGAGCAGCAGGAGCAGGCCUCCCGCAAGAAGUUGGAGGACAUGAAGUGUCAGACACAGGAGUAUUUGCUGCAGCAGAUGAAGGAAAAGCAGCUCAAGAAAGCAGCGGAGGCCGAAAAAGCAAGGCAGCUGGCUUCUGCUCAGGCAGCUGAGGCAAAGCAGCUUGAGGCUCAGGAGCAAGAACGGCUGGACCGAAAAAAGAAAAUGGUCCGCGACCACCGGAAAGAUCUUGAGCGACAGAUCGCAGCCAGAGCACGCCAUGUGCCGCAGGCUGGAGAUGCUGAGCCGAACGUCGACCUUUGUAAUUUCCAUCAAGCGCUGUGCGUGGAGAAGCUAUACUGGGCCAAACGUGGGAACGGCACAGUGCAGGAGACCAUGAGUGACUGUGAGCUGCGGCUCAACAAGCAGCUGCUGGAGAAGGCCCCCUGCUUGCCCGUCACACUCGCGCUGCAUUUGGCUUCGACCAGGUCUCCGCACUUUUUCGAUGCCUUCAGCCUCGGAGAGUCCACCUACGAUGAGGCUUCUGCCUAUACGAAUGCCGGAGACGACCUGGGCCUAGUCGGCUACACUGAGACGGAUUCGGUUCCGACACAGUCGCAAGUGUUUGCCGAGACGCCGUCCGCAGGCCCCAAGGAGGCUUGGCAGACCUUCUGGCCAGGAUCAGCGAGUGUGCCAGCAAACCGAAUCGGGCCGAAGCCGAGCUGGCAGUACUCGAACACCGAGUUCAUGCAGCCUUACACCACCAGUGGUGAUGGUGUUCCACGGAAAGGGCUGAAGGCUGCCAGAUGGUUCGACAACUCGGUGCUCCAGUACAACGGCAUGGGCCAGCCACAGCUGCCUCCCUUUGGCAUCGGCGCCCGCUUAGCUGAAACUUCUGCCGGGUCCACGUCUUGGGUGCAGCGAGCCGUGAACACCACACUCCUGUGCAAAGAGGCCGGAUGCACCGCCACUUCGAAGCUACAGGUCUUUGACCCACAGCAGGAAGAAGCUCAACUAUGCAGGUUGACCAUCGAAGUACACCCCACUGACUACGACAACCUCUGGAGCAAGGAGUUCGUGCGCAUUUGGAAGAUCAACGAACAUCUGGCCACCGCCAAGUGCGAUCCACACGCGAUGGGGUGCAAUGCCUCUGCGUGGCGACCGCUGGUGCCAUGUUUGCAGGAUUUGAAUGUGGACAAGCUCCUGGCCGAAACAGGUUCACUUCUCAUUGAGGGCUCCAUCAAUAAGAUGGUGGAUGAGUGCCCCUACCAUGGUUAUUUGUUGAACGGCGUAGCCGUUGUCACCUGCAUGGCCCGCAAAAAGGUGGCAGCGAGUGGCCUCGCCGCUCCUCAUGCAGCACAUGGUGGAGCUCCAAGUGAUGCUCGCCUCACAGCCAGUGACCUCUCAACAGCGGAGCUGCAGCGUUCUUUGCUGGCAGCGGGUGGUGUUGGAGCUCUUGAGGCUGCCGGCCUCGGCCUCGGCCCAGGCUCAGGCUUAGGAGGCCAAGGAGGCCUUGCAGGCGCAGGGCUAGGAGGCCCAGGAGGCUCGGGCCAGGGUGCCAACGGAGCUGGUCUUUGGCGGGGUAUACGCUUCCAGCACUUGCCGGGCAGCGCUACCGAUGCAGAUGCGCUGGGUGCUGCUGGGGGUGGAGCCGUGCUGGGCAGUGGCAAUGGAACAGGAGGUCUUUCUGAUGAUGAGAUUAAAGCACUUCUCAGAGACGGGACUGCAGAGCUAGACGAAGCAGCGCUGACCGCCGCAGGAAUGAAUGCAUCCGAGAUCGCAGCGCUACGGGCCAAAGUGCAAGCCAGGUUCCUGGCAGAUGGGCUCGCACCAGGAUCCGUCCUCACCCAUAGCAAGAGCAUGCAGUGCUGCGAGCCAGGAUGUGCAGUGAGGUCUGAGAUCAUCGUGGACCCAACCUUCUUGAGGGCUGGCGCGACUUGCUUGAUGAACUUUACAGUCGUGCAGACAGACUUUGACGAGGCUGUUGGCAAUGAUGUCGAACGAAUUGAGUUCAUUUACCUCGAGGGCGCGGGCAACAUUAGCCAGGAUGUCAAGCCAGGAAGGAACCCGUGCACUGAGGAGUACAGCACAGGAAAGCCUGUUCCCAUGGAGGACCGCGUGUUCACGGUGAUCCAGAACCGUAAUGUCACGGCCGCAAUGUUGGCUCCACCAAUGGGCAUGCUCGUUGUCGACAGCAAGAUCUCACCACAGGUUGAUGACUGCUCUUCCAACGGCGUCCUUUUUGACAGCCAAGUGACCGUUUCAUGCAAGCUGCCCGAGAAAAGCUGA
Molecule: messenger RNA, 3096 nt
Organism: Symbiodinium natans
Lineage: Eukaryota; Dinophyceae; Suessiales; Symbiodiniaceae
Source: the annotation of a GenBank genome assembly